This is a messenger RNA of Bombyx mandarina (wild silkworm), 3661 nucleotides long. RefSeq names its product inactive dipeptidyl peptidase 10. NCBI's taxonomy places the organism in Eukaryota, Metazoa, Arthropoda, Insecta, Lepidoptera, Bombycidae. The record is from RefSeq and is a predicted model, not a curated record. Gene Ontology annotation, biological process: proteolysis. Gene Ontology annotation, molecular function: serine-type peptidase activity. Gene Ontology annotation, cellular component: plasma membrane.
CCCCGGCGGCAGUAUGGCGCCCACCUCGGCAGGCGACGAACGCGCGCGCUAAAACUAAACACAAAAUAAUACGUAAAUAAUAAUAUUAUUAUUAAAAUAAAAUUUUCGAAUGAUACAAAAUAAGUCAUUGAGUGUUGUUGUAAAAAUGAUAAAAACAGUGAAUUCGUAUUGAUUUUUAGUUGUGUUCCCAAACAUUCCUGCUAUUACAAAAACUCAAUUCUUAAUUAAUAUGAAUAAUCUAAAAACAAAAGAAUAAAGUGAAUCCUAUAAAACGUGUAUAAAACAAAUGUGAAUCAAAAUGGCGUCGUCGAAAGAGUGCGCCAAAGUGACAUCUUCAAUUGACAGUUUAAAAUUAUCGAGCAAAAAUACAUCAAAGAGUUCGUCGAAGCAUGCGUCCUCCGAAUCAGUCCUGUCGAAAAAGGACAAGGAAUGCCUCCAGAUGCAGGAAUGCAAGAAGAAACUCCUGGCAAUGGAGCCUCAGAUUAUCGUGAGGGACGACAAUGUAGUGUUGAGAUCUCCUCCGCAGAAGAAGAUCGUGAUGCCACCGACCAUUAACGCUGAGGAAUUGGCCGCCUCUACUCCGACCCAACGCAACUGGCGCGGCAUCCUCAUAGCACUGCUUGUGAUCGCCGCUGUCCUUGGUCUCAUCGUCUUCAGUAUAGUACUCCUAACGCCGGCAGGAGACGGGGGCAGGAUUAAGGGGAAGCGUCCGACCCUACAAGAUGUACUGGCUGAGCAUUACAAGCCUUUUAAUGGAACUUGGUUAACAGAUGAAGAAUUAGUGUUCAGAGACAGAUGGGGAGGCCUGACUCUGUUCAACGUGAAGAACCUGACCACGAGGCUCCUCAUGACAAAUUCUACUUUUAGGGAGUUAAACGCUGUGGACUUCAAGGUGUCUCAAGACUUGAAGUUCGUCUUGCUGAUAUCUGAUGUGAGACCAGGUUGGAGGCAUGGCCGCCUGGCGAGAUACCACGUCUAUGACGUGAUUAAUAGGAAUAAAAUCCCCAUAUCGCCAGUGGAAGACGAUCGUUCAGCGCCGCUGCUGCAGCACGCGGAGUGGUCCCCGGUCGGCUCCAGCUUAGUAUUUGUACACGACAACGACAUUUACUACAAGCCAAGAGUUUUGAAAACCCUGAUUUGCAGGAUCACUAAAGAUGGUGUCCCGGGAGUAAUAUUCAAUGGAGUACCAGAUUUCUUAUACGAGACCGAAGUGUUGCGGUUAGACCGAGCAUUAUGGUUCAGUCCGGACGGUCAGACCCUCAUGUUCGCGACGUACAACAACUCCCAAGUCCAAGAACACAAAUACCCGUGGUAUGGUCUGGACGACCCUGAACCGCCCGCUUAUCCCAUAAUUAAAUCGGUCAGGUAUCCCAAGGUGAACACCAACAACCCUGAAGUAACAAUAUACGUUGUCAGUUUAAAAACGCCGAAAUAUCUGUUCCCUCAUGCGAUACAGUUUUCAUCACAAGUGGACAAAACUUGGUACGUGCGCUGGACAGAGUGGAUGUCGGAGAAGCAGAUAGCAGUUCUGCUCCUCAACCGGGCUCAAAACGUCUCCAUCAUCAGCGUUUGUAGUGCAGCUCAAUACAAUUGUCAAGAUAUCUACCGCGACGAAACGGACGGUUCGCGCUGGUCAGGCCUCGGGGCUGAACCGGUGGAGGAAGACUGCGGGUGGUGUUUCGGACACGCCCUCGUCGGUUCUCGGUCGGGGAUCUACACUACGUCCCCCGUAGCAGACACAACUGGGAUCUGGAGACAUGCCGUCAAAGUGUCAAUAGAUGGAAGAACCCCUCUAACACAGGGCAGCUUUGAGAUCACGCAGCUGCUAGGAUGGGAUGAGAAAAGGAAAUUCUUGUACGUGGUGGGCACUGGUGUGGACAAGCCGGGAGAGAGACAUUUGUACCGCGUCAGUGGGAUCGAGCCGGGCGUGUGGACACCACCACCGGUCUGCCUCACCUGCUCAGUGUCACCAGCACCACCUACUACCACCGAAGCAGACCCGGACGACCUGGAAUACGAGAACGGGACGUCGUCCUUGCCGGCGUGGCCGUCCUCGACAGUGCUCCCGCACGUUGCCGAUGAGAAUGACUCGCUACCCGGCGAGUGUCUGUACAACAGGAUCAUGUUUAGCAAGAACUUCUCAUAUUACGUACAGGAGUGCUUGGGUCCCGGUCCUCCCGUGACGUUCCUGUGCACGCACUGGGGGGAGCGCCGCGCCGUGCUGUGGGACGGCUGGCCACUCAGACACAAGUUUGGACAACUGGCUCAUCCGCAAGUCAAAGUGUUCAGGGUCGAGGUACAAGCAGAAAGGGAAGCCCGGGUCAGGCUGCUACUGCCACCAGGGUUUAAAGAGACGGAUGACCUGCCGUUACCGCUAGUGUUGCACGUGUCCGCUGAGCCCGGAGGUCAGCUGGUGACCGAGCGCUGGUCCCCGGGCUGGGGCUGGUACCUCGCAGCCACCAGGAACUUUAUCGUCGCGCAGAUCGACGCGCGCGGGUCCGGUGGACAGGGUGAGGAGCUGAGGACGGAGAUAUACCACAAACUGAUGUCCAUAGACGUGGAAGAUCAAAUUGCCGUACUGUCGUAUCUCCGCGAUAACCUGAAGAUGGUGGACGGCAGCCGAGUGGGGGUGUGGGGGCGCGGGUACGGCGGCGGUGCGGCGGCCGCGCUCGCAGCUGACGACGCCCGCAACGUGACGCGCUGCCUGGCCGCCGUCGCGCCCCUCACCGACCUCAGACACCACAAGUCGUACUGGGCGGAGCGUUACGGCGGGUACGGGUCGGGCUGGGCGGGCGCGCUGGGUGCGGGCGCGGUGUGGCGGCGCGCCGGGAACCUGCCGCCGCGCCGCGUGCUGCUCGCGCACGCCGCCGCCGACCUGGCCGCGCCGCCGCCGCACGCGCUCGCCCUGGCGCGGGCGCUGGUGCGGGCCGGGGCACUCUANCAUAGCCACAAGCUAGUGUUACCGUGGCCCAAGGUUUGGAGCUGGUCUUAUGAUAAUUGCAUAUGUGCCCGUGUAGAGUCGUACUGGGCGGAGCGUUACGGCGGGUACGGGUCGGGCUGGGCGGGCGCGCUGGGUGCGGGCGCGGUGUGGCGGCGCGCCGGGAACCUGCCGCCGCGCCGCGUGCUGCUCGCGCACGCCGCCGCCGACCUCGCCGCGCCGCCGCCGCACGCGCUCGCCCUGGCGCGGGCGCUGGUGCGGGCCGGGGCACUCUACACGCACCAGAUAUAUCCAGAUGAGGGGCACAACUUCGAGCGCUCGUCCAUCCACCUCCACAAGACCUUGGAGCAGUUCUUCGACGAUUGUUUCGGGCCGGUCGAGGUCGCGGACUGGGACGCGACCGGAGUCGGAGGCCUAUUCCCGUUCAGGGACUAAGUUAUUAGCAAACAGCCAACCUUAUUCCUGUGCAUACCUCCCUUCCUCCUCAUAUGUUUUAAAACUGACGCCCAAGUGGAAUUUUAUUUCGUUUUGAUUUUUCUUCACGCCGUUAAGAUGUAAAAACCGCAUACACUCCGUCUACUGAUCAACAAACAAUUCACUGUAAUGAUCACUGAAUCAGAGCUUUAACACUUUUCUAAUUCGUAACUGUAAACUUUAAAACGGGACUUCUGUCUUCAAGAACUUUCCUAUUGUUUAUUGUUUUAUUAGCUUUCGUUGGCAAAC